Zea mays is the source of this 1368-nucleotide messenger RNA. RefSeq lists its product as uncharacterized. The record is from RefSeq and is marked validated. The coding region runs from base 131 to 1144 and encodes 337 amino acids. Gene Ontology annotation, cellular component: endoplasmic reticulum. Lineage: Eukaryota; Viridiplantae; Streptophyta; Magnoliopsida; Poales; Poaceae. The transcript has 2 exons.
UUUCAUUUUGGUCAAACAAACCAAGGAAGCCCUCUGCUCUGCCUCGCACUCGCACACACCGUGCACCACCGGCCGGCCGGGUCGUCUCGUCUCGUCUCCACUGUCCAGCCUCCGCCCCCUGCACCUCGCCAUGUGCUGCCGCCGCCAACGCGGCCCCGACGGGACGCCCGUCGACGGCGGCCGCCGCCGCCGCAGGGGCUGCGGGGCCGUGCUCGCCGUGCUGGCCCUGGCGGCCGCCGCGGUGGUCGCGUUCCUGGAGAGCACGGCCGGCGGGGUCUCGUACACGGGGGACGGCUGGCUGCACGAGUGCGCCAAGUGGGACGCCGAGGGCGGCCGGUUCCUGGCGUCCACCUUCUUCGGCGGCGGCGUGGCGGAGGUGCGCGCCGGCGAGGGCGAGGAGCGGGUGGUCGUGGCGGACCCCGACGCGGCCGGCCGGGUCGCGCUGGGGCUCGCGGUCGACGCGCCCAGGCGCCGCCUGCUCCUGGUGUACUGCGAUCGCCCACCGCGCUUCGGAUACGCCGCGCUCGCCGCCUACGACCUCGGAUCGUGGCGCCGCCUCUUCCUCACACGCCUCGACGUGCCAGGCGAGUCAACGUUCCCCGACGACGUCGCCGCCGACGAGGAAGGCAACGCCUACGUGACCGACGCCAGUGGAAACAAGAUCUGGAAGGUCAGCCCGAGCGGCGUGCUGCUGGGCGUCAUCAAGAACUCCACGUUCGUGCAGCGACCAGGGCUGCGGCACAACCUCGUCGGCCUCAACGGCAUCGUGUACCACCCGAACGGCUACCUCCUCGUCGUCCACACCUUCGGCGGCGACCUCUUCAAGGUCGACCCGAAGACGGAGGCCGUGCACGCCGUCAAGGUGCAGGGGUCGCUGGGCCGAGGGGACGGGAUGGAGCUGCUCUCCCCGACGAGGCUGGUCGUCGCCGGCACGCCGAGUAGCCGGCUGGUGGAGAGCUCCGACGACUGGGAGACCGCGCGCGUCACCGGGCAGUACGUCGGGCCGGUCCACCGGGUCGGGUCGUCGGCGACGGUGAAGGACGGGGACGUGUACAUCAACCACAUUGUCGGGUUUGGGCUCGGCAAGAAGAAGACGCAUGUCCUUGCGAGGGCGGUGUUCUCGCCGUUGGCCGCAGAGAGUUGACGGCGGCCGGCCGGACCCUCCGUCGCGGGAUCACCAAUCGCUUUUUGCUUAAACGGCAGUUCAUAGUUCCACUCAACUCCAUGAGAGUUACAGGCUAUAUAUACGUAUUUCGGUGUGAUUCUGUGAUAUAUAGAUGCUUAUGCUUUUGUAUUGACACGUUGCUCGAAGCUGCACGCUUCUUCUGUUUGAUGCAAGCAAAACAUGUACUACAUGGUUUCGAUCAA